Amphibalanus amphitrite is the source of this 746-nucleotide messenger RNA. RefSeq names its product whey acidic protein-like. The transcript is spliced from 2 exons. The record is from RefSeq and is a predicted model, not a curated record. Gene Ontology annotation, molecular function: peptidase inhibitor activity. The coding region runs from base 98 to 457 and encodes 119 amino acids. Gene Ontology annotation, cellular component: extracellular region. NCBI's taxonomy places the organism in Eukaryota, Metazoa, Arthropoda, Thecostraca, Balanomorpha, Balanidae.
GGUGCUCUACCAGUGCGCUACCCAACCACCAGACCAAGUCAAACAGCCCCGACUGUGUGAUAAAUCAGCUCAGCUCAGCUCAGCUCAGCACCGAACCAUGCUGCGCUGGUGUCUGGUGCUGCUGCUCGCGGCUGUCGGCGUGUCCGGCUACCAGGACAUCAGCCGGUGCACCUACUUCUGCCGCACGUCCGACGGCCGGUUCUUCUGCUGUCACAGCGGCGACCAGGGCGCCCACCGGCCGGUGGUGCACCCGGGACGGUGUCCCCCGGUGCGCCCCCAGUGCCCGCCCUCCCGGCAGCGCCCCCGCACCUGCGCACACGACGGCGACUGUCCCCGCAGCAGCAAGUGCUGCUACGAUACCUGCCUCGAGUGGACCGUCUGCAAGCCGGCGCUCGGAUUCAGCGAGGGCAUCAUCGAGUUUGAAGAAUUUCGGUUUCCCUAUCGGAAGCGCGGCUAGGCAGAGGGCGGUCGUGAGGCUACGAGCGGCCACUCCAUCCACCCCGGUGCCGGGGACUGUCAGAGAACCCGGCGACAGCUCAACUUACGCGUAGGGACCGAGUCGCCCAUAGCCGCGUCCUCAGCUCAUCUUGACUCAGGCAAUGCUCGCUGCGUGACAGCACAGCGUCACUGCCCAGUACCGCAACCAGCUAGCAGGCGGGCUCAGUCGUUCCCGAAAAGAUGGUGAAAGCUCGGGGGUGAUUGCAGAAUGUAUCUGCUUCUCACGAGACCACAAAAUACGCGCUAUA